CAUCCCUCGGUCGCCCCGGCAACGCCGGCCGGGCCCAACAUGGCGUCGUCGUUGCGAGCCGGGCCGCGGCUGCGGCGGGCGGUGCGGGCCGGAGAGCUGGCAGCGCUGCCCGCUGGGCUGCGGGAUGAGCUGGAGGCGGAGCUGGAGGCGGCGCUGGCGGCGGAUGGAGAGCUGGUGCCUUUCAGCCUGCUGCGGAGGCUGCACGCCGCGCUGAGGGAGGCAGGGUCCCCGCUGCACCUACACGAGCUGCUGGAAGGAUGCGAGAUCCACCUGCCCGAGGUGCCGGUGCCGCCGCGGAACCCCGAGCUGGUGGCCCGGCUGGAGCGGAUCAAGGCUAAGCUGGCACACGAGGAGUACCAGCGGAUGACCCGCAACAUCACCGGGCAGGAGAUGAACGGGCCAUUGGCUGAAUUUGGGAGGCAAGUUCGCUCCGUGAAAGCCGUUGUCAUCACCAUCUUCAACUUCAUUGUCACCGUGGUGGCCGCCUUUGCCUGCACGUACCUGGGCAGCCAGUACGUCUUCGCAGAGACAGCGGCGCGUGUCCUGUCAGCCGUCAUUGUGGCCUCAGUGGUGGGCUUGGCCGAGCUGUAUGUGAUGGUGCGGACCCUCGAAGGGGACCUUGGCAAGCUAUGACCAUGAACUGCAGGCUUCGUGCUGGAGGCUUUUUGUCCUCCCCAGGAGCUGCUAAUUUGGGACAGGUUUUCUCCUGUCUGUACCUGUUCCUGCUGUGGGAAGACUGCUGCACUCCUCAGGCUCGUCCUUUGCUUCCUGCUCCUGAAAUGAAUCAUGGGUUGGAAAUCCCAGAGCUGUGGAACAGGAGAGGCAAUGGCUGUGGACUCUGACCACUCCAGCAGGGAGAGAGGCAUCAGUUCCUGCCAUCUCUGUUUUCCUGGGAAGUUCCUGUCCUUUUAUUCUGGAAAUAAAUAACACUGUGUGUUCAUAACCUUC
Corvus hawaiiensis (hawaiian crow) is the source of this 948-nucleotide messenger RNA. It is a transcript of the gene VMA12, whose product is annotated as transmembrane protein 199. NCBI's taxonomy places the organism in Eukaryota, Metazoa, Chordata, Aves, Passeriformes, Corvidae. The coding region runs from base 40 to 633 and encodes 197 amino acids. The record is from RefSeq and is a predicted model, not a curated record. Gene Ontology annotation, biological process: vacuolar proton-transporting V-type ATPase complex assembly. The transcript is spliced from 6 exons. Gene Ontology annotation, cellular component: endomembrane system.